GGAGGAAGAGGACGAAGAGGAGGACGAAGAAGAAGCCGCUGCAGCCGGGGGGGAAGGAGAGGAGGCCCUCCUGCAGGGAGUGGAGCAGCCCCCAGAGCCCUUUGUGCUGGAGGUGGAGGAGGAGCCGCUGCCCCUGGAAGGCCGGGAGACCCCUCCCCCCUCCCCCCCUCCCCCGUGGACCUGCCAGGGGCUGCAGAAGGGGCCACCCCCCCUCAAGCGCAGCAGCAGCAGGACGCUGGAGAAUGGCGGGACCUGCCUGCCGGAGCCCCCGUGCAAGAGGCCCAGGACGGAGUGGCAGGGCCUGGCCAAGAGCCCCCUUUCCAGCAGUUGGAUCGAGGUGCCCAGCACCGCCUCCUCGGAAGGAGAAGAGGGCUUCGGCCUGCCCAGCCCCGCCCCUGUGGCUGAUUCCACCUGGGCCGACUCGCCAGGGCUGGGCGUGGUCUCCAGCUCCCAGGGCAGCCCCCCCUUCAUCUGCAAGACCAGCGUAGCGACGCAGUGUGACCCAGAGGAGAUCAUCAUCCUUUCGGACUCGGACUAGCCCCCCCGAGGGGGGAGGAGCAGCGCUGGUGCCAGUGGGGAGGGCCUGCCCAGAAGAGCCCUGCUCUUGCACUCCCUGGCCCCGAGGGGGAGCAGGAGGAGAGAUCUGCUGCUGCUGUCUCAGGGGUGGGGGGCGGUGGCUGGACUCUGGGGUGCUUUGUGUUGGUGCAUGGGCUGUUGGCGGGGAGGGGGCUGGGUUCAUGCCCUGUUGUCUUGGGGGUUCCUUUUUCAAAAAGGGGUGAAAUGGGGGUGGGGAAAUAAAGAACUAUUUUUAUGCA
Heteronotia binoei (common prickly gecko) is the source of this 815-nucleotide messenger RNA. RefSeq lists its product as uncharacterized. Bases 243 to 488 code for a protein of 81 amino acids. Lineage: Eukaryota; Metazoa; Chordata; Lepidosauria; Squamata; Gekkonidae. The record is from RefSeq and is a predicted model, not a curated record. The transcript has 3 exons.